UACUUCCCUCUCAUGGUGUCUGUCAAUCAUACGCAACCUCCAUCACGACAACGUUAAGUCAACACCAACACCAACACUAACAUUCCACAUUUCGGACCAGCCAUGGACGCACUUAACCUCUACAUUCUCACCUUCAACUGCGCUCGAAAUCUCGUGGACGUCGAUCGAUUCUCCCACCACUUCUUCGACUCCCUUCCGCUCACCGACAAUCUCAACGCCUCCUCCUCAUCUGUCCCUCCCCCCGACCUUAUCGUACUCUCGCUACAAGAGAUCGCGCCGAUCGCGUACGCCUUCCUCGGGGGUUCAUUCCUGACACCGUACUUCGACACGCUGAGCCAGGUUGUGAAUCGCGCGGUCGCGCAGCGCUGGGAUGAUGUGCAUUACGUCAAUAUCGUGACGGACAACUCCGGGAUGACGGGAUUGAUGGUGUUUGCCCGGUCCGACGUAGCAGAGCAAAUAGCCUGGCUCGAGACGGCCCGGAUAGGCUUUGGGUUCCAGGAGAUGGGCAACAAGGGUGCCGUGGGGGCGCGACUCGGAUACCUGCCACCACCAUCAUCAUCAUCAUCAUCCCGGCGGGACGGGGAAGGAGGAGCUGAAGAAACACAACAACCCGUAGAGCUGACAUUCGUGGCAGCGCAUCUCGCGCCAAUGGAAUGGGCGGUUGAGCGCAGGAAUGCGGAUUGGCGCAGUCUGGUCGAACGGCUGGUCUUUGAACGUCAGGAUAGUCGUGCCGCCGUCGCGGGUCGGGAACCUGUCGAGACCGAAGAAAACGCAUCGGAAAGCGCACCCCUGCUCCAAGAGCGCUCUGCAGAAGUGGCUUCGCCGGUCGGGCAACAACAGCAGCAGCAGCAGCACGAUCGCCGGGGCAUCUACGUCCCUACGAGUUACCUCUUUCUGGCAGGAGACCUCAAUUACCGGACGGCCGACCGACCGCCGAAACCGGGCGAUCGGACGAGCAGAUUCCCCCGGGUGGAUGUAGAGACGUCGGACCCGCGCCAUUACUCGCAUCUGCUCCAGGAGGAUCAGCUGAGUCGGGAGAGGGCCCAGUCGCGGUGCUUUCAGGGACUGUCGGAGGCGCCGAUCAGCUUUCCUCCGACGUACAAGUACAGCCUGGCGGCACGCCACGCCGUGAGUAAAGCGGUGGGCGGUGAUCACGCAUUGUCGCAGGAUUGGCAGUGGACGGGGACCCGCUGGCCCAGCUGGUGUGACCGUGUGCUGUACCUGGACCAGGCUGGACAGCCCGUCCGGCCGUUGCGCUACGAUGCGCUGCCGUUGUUUCCAACCUCUGACCAUCGUGCCGUCGCGCUCGCGGUCUCCGUCCCGACCCGGCCAAUGCGACCAGCAGAUGCGCUGGCCCAACGGCCGGCGGCCCCGUUCCCGAUCGACCCAGACUGGGCGCGUAGACGAGAUGCGGCGCGGCGGAAGGAGCUGGUGGUGGGCUGUGUCGCGUAUCUCGGGCUGACCUGGGAGGGCAACGGGGUGUUGGUGGCCACGGUGGUUGGGCUUCUGGGUGCAUGGCUCGUGCUUCGCUCCCUGUUGAACGCCUGACGAGGCGUCGCGUUGCAGCCUUAGUGUCAGAAGAGAAAAUCUGCGACUCGAAACCUCCCCUUAUUUUUCCCCUCCAACGCGGAGCCCUGCCCCAUGUCGAUCGGAGGGGAGAGAAGGGGGGGGGGGGAGAUUGAUCUUCGAUCCAGCGAGAUGAAUAAUUGCCGACACGAACGGGUUUGAACGGUGGAAAACGUGAUUUGAAUCUGAGUCGUUCACCUCAAAAUAAACACCCCCCCCUGCGACCGUUCGUUACGGGUUUCACGCUCAAACAGUGGACUCCGCGUCCGGCGAAUUCGGCGACCUAUUUUUUUCUUUUUUGGCACAAGAGUCUCAGCUAGUUCAACUCUGCCCGCCCCAACACGAGACAGACAGACAAGUAAAACACAAUCAGUCUAGUCUAGUUCCUCCCUCCUCUUCCUCC
Molecule: messenger RNA, 1969 nt
Organism: Aspergillus fijiensis CBS 313.89
Lineage: Eukaryota; Fungi; Ascomycota; Eurotiomycetes; Eurotiales; Aspergillaceae
Product: putative inositol 5-phosphatase
Exons: 1
Coding region: 103-1548 (481 amino acids)
Biological process (GO): phosphatidylinositol dephosphorylation
Molecular function (GO): phosphatidylinositol-4,5-bisphosphate 5-phosphatase activity
Source: RefSeq, a predicted model, not a curated record